UAUUGCUUUCUUAUUUUUCAUGUGUGUUAAGGUUAUUAGUUUGGCUAAGAUAUUGUCACUGCCAUUGGUUAGCCUGAUAUUAAAAUAAGACGGAGCUAGCUAAAGUGUGUGUGUGUGUGCAUGCAUAACUGAGCUACAAUUCGUAGGAAUGUUUUAGCUUAUUAUUUGGACAACCACCGUCCUUGCAAUAAAUUAAAUUUGUAGUCAUUUAAAACUCACAGGCCUACAAUCAGCUGGCCUAUAUUAAAAAAAACAAAAAACUGGCACACAGUGCUGAGCUGCAUCUCAAAUUAAUCUUCCAGCUCUCAGCUGACAUGUACCAGAGCCCGAUUGAUGGAUCAGUUGAUCAGUAUCAUUGGCCUGAUAUAGGUCUAUCAUGGUGACAUGGCUCGUAAUCAGUAGGGUUAUAUGUUUCCCAACAUGAUAUAUUUUUUUAAAGAACAUAAUGUGGAUUGUUUUUAUUUGUUAGCUGUAUGGGCAGCAUUUUUGUGUAUGUGAUCCCUUUUCUUAAAUUAGAUUUGCUAUAUACACAUAUUUUGCUCUCUUAGUAUUUUUAGGACCUGACUGAUACUGAAAACUUUAGGGUGAUACUGAUAAAAAGGAGUUAAAUAUUUAGAUACUGAUACAUUGGUCGAUACUCUUUUUACAGAUAGUAUACAGAUUACAGAACUUAGAAUGUAUACAGAAAUACAUGUUUUUUGCAAUGAUCGUUCAAAAUUGGUUUACACUUGUGAAUAAAUACAGCAAUAUAUCUGCAAAAUUUGACCAAAUUCACCACUCUUUUAUACUAUGCUAAACAAUCAAAAAUUAGCUCAAGUCUAGUUGAAUGAUGUUUUAAAAAUGUAUUUUCCUUUAGUGUUAAUCACAGUGAUGUUAUGAAGUAAUGUAUGAACCUGACGUAUGAUAAUAUUUAUCUCUACAGAGGAAACAUCCAUCGAAGAUUGAGCAGUACAAUAUCACUGUGGCAUCAACAUCUCGUCAGCGAAAGACCACAGCCACACCAAACAAGCUCUCAGCAAAUACACAAGCCAAGUUACCAGACCUGAUGUUGAGAGCUGCAAACAAACAUGUUCCACAAGCAACUGUUGACAAGCUUGUCAUCAAUUUCAUAUGUGAGGGUCUACAGCCAUUUGCAGUGGUAGAAUAGCCAUCCUUCAAAGAAUUGGUUACCACAUUACAACCUCAAGCCAAAGUCAUCUCCAGACCCACUGUCCGUGCCAGAAUCUGUGAAGCUCCUGAUCACAUGAAGAUGACUUUGGUUGCAGCAUUGGAUAAAGUCAAAUUUGUUGCUACCACUACUGAUUGUUGGUCAGCUCAUCAGAAAAGUUACAGCAUGAAUGACACCUACAAGAGGCUCUCCCGUGCAACCUUUGCAAAAUGCCAGGCCAUUUGGAACAAAACUGGCCGGUCUCAUUUGGCUAAUGAAGUGGUAGAGGACAAGUGUGAGCUACAGAUCAUUCGUCCCAAUGCAACACGGUGGAAUUCAACCUACCUUGCCAUUGAAAGGAUAAUACACAUCAUUGAUGAGAAGGGGGAAGAUGCCAUCAGGAGCAUUUGUGAGGAGUUCAAGGUGAAAAUGUUGAGUCCUGCAGAAGUUGCCUUCCUUAGGGAGUACUGUACCACCAUGAAGCCACUGGUGAAAACUUCAAACAUCCUUCAGUCUGAGUCCACUUCCUUUAUGGGAUGGCUCCUGCCAGUAAUCCAACAACUACUGUCCAAACUUAGCAGGCUGGAGACAUCAAGCAAGACGUGUGUCCCACUCAUCAGAGUCCUGCAAGAUGGCCUUCAAAAGCGUUUUGGACUGAUGAUAGAGGAUCCAGAGUUGGCUGCAGCUGCAGUCCUCUUACCCAAGUUCAAGACUUCCUGGACUGACAGAGCAGAUGUAAUAGAGGCUGCCUUGGCAUACAUUAAACAACAUCUUGAAACGACGGAGCAUGAGAGUGAGGAUCAGCAAAGAGAGUCAUCUGAUGAAGAUGAAUUCUUCUCCAGACCAAUCUCCAGAAGGCUGCAAAGUGCAGCUGAGCUUGAUGGUUAUCUUGCUUGUGCCACAGACACCAUGGAGCUGCUGCACUCCUUCUCAGCCAUCAAAAACCUCUCUCUUAAACUGAACACAACUCUACCUGCUUCUGCUGCGUGUGAACGACUUUUUAGCUGUGCUGGUUUACUCUUCACAGCCAAACGAAGUCGGAUAGCCUCUGUUAAUUUAGAAAACCAGCUCUUGCUGAAACUGAACAAAAGGUUCAGAAAGUAAAGUGUGACAGAAAUGCUAAGAGUUUAAGACACUUACCUGCCUGUUGUUCAGUGUAUGGGGAAAAGUUUAAACGGUUCUACGCAUGUUCAGAAACAUUUUUGUCAUUGUUUUAACAAACAAAAUUCCUUCUUUUAUAUCUACAUUUAUGUACAAAACAAGUUACCUUUCUAUACCUUGUUCAUCUGAAAAAUGUGCUUUGAACAUAAAUAUUUAUACUGGUGAAUCGAGUUGAAUGCCUGCUAUUGACGACAGAAUAAAACAUCAGUCUGUUAAAAAGUAA
This is a messenger RNA of Oreochromis niloticus (Nile tilapia), 2531 nucleotides long. RefSeq lists its product as uncharacterized. The transcript is spliced from 4 exons. Bases 1244 to 2251 code for a protein of 335 amino acids. The record is from RefSeq and is a predicted model, not a curated record. Lineage: Eukaryota; Metazoa; Chordata; Actinopteri; Cichliformes; Cichlidae.